GAGCGGGGCGCGCGAGCGGCGGAACCCCAGGACACGGCUUCCGCAAGGUCACGCUCACCAAGCCCACCUUCUGCCACCUCUGCUCCGACUUCAUCUGGGGGCUGGCCGGCUUCCAGUGCGACGUGUGCAACUUCAUGUCCCACGAGAAGUGCCUUAGGCGGGUGAGGACUGCGUGCCCCAGUGUGGCUCCCAGCAGAGUGAGGGUUCCUGUGGCCCAUUGCUUCGGUCCCCGUGGGCUGUAUAAGCGCAGAUUCUGUGCCGUUUGCCGCAAGGGCCUGGAGGUGCCUGCGCUGCGCUGCGAAGUAUGCGAGCUGCACGUUCACCUCGACUGUGUGCCCUUCGCCUGCAGCGACUGCCGCCAGUGCCACCUGGACAGGCACCAUGACCACGAACAGACCCCGCGCCCACACCAUUGGCGGGAGGGGAACCCGGUGCCUGGCGCACGCUGUGAGGCCUGCAAGCGGACAUGUGGCUCCUCAGAUGUGCUGGCUGGCGUGCACUGCGAGUGGUGCGGCCUGCAGGCCCACUCGUCCUGUUCCGUGAUGCUUGCCUCCGAAUGUACAUUUGGGCACCUGCGUUCCAUGCUGCUGCCGCCUGCCUGUGUGCGCCUGCUGUCCCGCAACUUCCGCAAAACGCAUUGCUUCCGCAUUGCUGAGGCCCCAGAACCCGGCGAGGGUGAUGCUGAGGACAGCGCUGGCAGGGAGGUGCCUGGGUCCCCAGAGUCUGGCAAGCUGACCAUGAAGAUCUUCGAUGGGGAUGACGCCUUAAGGAGGAAUCGUUUCCGGUUAGUCACCGUCUCCCGCCAGGCCAGGAGUGAGGAGGUGCUGGAGGCAGCACUGCGGGCCUACUACCUCAGCAAGGACCUGGGUGAUUUCGAGCUGCAGGCACUGCCCCUGGCCCCCCAGGCUUGCCAGACUGGCAGUUCGGCCACGGAGGGAGAGGAGGAGGGCAGCAGGGGACCCCCCGAGGCCCAGGUCCUCCGGGUGCGGCCCAGGGCCCAGGAGUCCCUCAGCAUCUACUCUGGUUGGCUCGAGGUGGGCGAGGCCUGCGUGUCUGUGCUGGUCACUAUGCAAAGCACUGUGGACACCGUGGUGCAGGAGGCACUGCAGCUGCUUGGCCGCCAGGUGGAGGAUCCCGGGAGCUUCCAGCUGGAGGAGGUGUUCAUGGGUAGCCGGCGAGUCCAACGGACAAUACUAGCCCCUGAGGAGCUCCUACUUGAGCGACUUCGGAUGAUCCGGAAGACCUCAGUGCAGCAGUUUGGCCAGACGCGGUUCUAUGUGGUGGAGGCCAGGGUCGUGGCCCCCCGGGUCUCCUUGUUCAUCGGCGGCCUCCCACCUGACCUGUCCUCUCAGGAGUACAGUGACCUGCUGCACAAAGCCAUGGCCACCAAAGCUGCCGUGGUGUCUGUGAGCCACAUCUAUGCCUCCCAAGGGGCCGUGGUACUGGACGUCACCUGUUUUGCGGAGGCUGAGCGACUGUAUAUGCUGGCCAGGGACACAGCUGUGCAGGGUCGGCCACUGACGGCCCUUGUGCUCCCAGAAGUGCUGCACACGAAGCUGCCCCCAGACUGCAGACCCCUCCUGGUGUUGGUGAACCCCAAGAGUGGGGGCCUCAAAGGCCGGGACCUGCUUAGCAGUUUCCGGAAGCUGCUGAACCCCCACCAGGUCUUCGAGCUGACUAAUGGGGGUCCUCUUCCAGGGCUCCACCUCUUCUCCCGGGUGCCCUGCUUCCGGGUGCUGGUGUGCGGCGGAGACGGCACUGUGGGCUGGGUGCUCGCUGCCCUGGAGCAAACACGGCAGCAGCUGGCUUGUCGAGAGCCUUCUGUGGCCAUCCUGCCGCUGGGCACAGGCAAUGACCUUGGUCGGGUCCUGCGCUGGGGUGCAGGCUACAAUGGAGAAGAUCCCCUGUCUAUGCUGGUGGCAGUGGAUGAGGCAGACGCUGUGCUCGUGGACCGCUGGACCAUCCUGUUGGACGCCCAGGAGGCUGGUGGUGGGGAGAAUGGUCUGACUGACCUGGAGCCCCCUAAGGUUGUGCAGAUGAGUAACUACUGUGGAAUCGGCAUUGACGCAGAGCUCAGCCUGGACUUCCAUCAGGCACGGGAGGAGGAACCCGGCAAGUUCACCAGCAGGUUCCAUAACAAGGGCGUGUAUGUGCGGGCUGGGCUGCAGAAGAUGAGCCAGGCGCGCAGCCUGCACAAGGAGCUGAGGCUGCAGGUGGAGCAGCGGGAGGUGGAGCUGCCGAGCAUCGAGGGGCUUAUCUUCAUCAACAUCCCUAGCUGGGGCUCGGGUGCCAACCUGUGGGGUUCCGACAGCGACCCAAGGUUUGAGAGGCCACGCAUGGAUGAUGGGCUGCUGGAGGUGGUGGGUGUGACGGGAGUUAUACACAUGGGCCAGGUGCAGGGUGGACUGCGCUCUGGGAUCCGCAUUGCCCAGGGCUCCUACUUCCGCAUCACGCUCCUCAAGGCCACGCCUGUGCAGGUGGAUGGGGAGCCUUGGGUCCAGGCCCCUGGACACAUCAUCAUCUCUGCCGCAGGCUUCAAGGUGCACAUGCUGAGGAAAGCCAAGAAGCCCAGGAAGGCCACUGCCUCCAGGGACAGCCAUGCUGACGGGCUGACCCUUGAAGGGGACCCCAAGUAGUGGAGCUGGUCACCAGCACCAUCUGUCCCCUGCCCAUCUGGGUGUAGGGGCCAGCCAGGUGGACAUGGUAGCUUCCAGGCCUAUGGAAACCACUGGACUCCUGGGCCUAG
Ochotona curzoniae (black-lipped pika) is the source of this 2746-nucleotide messenger RNA. RefSeq names its product diacylglycerol kinase theta (gene DGKQ). Bases 135 to 2636 code for a protein of 833 amino acids. Lineage: Eukaryota; Metazoa; Chordata; Mammalia; Lagomorpha; Ochotonidae. Gene Ontology annotation, molecular function: ATP-dependent diacylglycerol kinase activity. Gene Ontology annotation, biological process: intracellular signal transduction; diacylglycerol metabolic process; lipid phosphorylation. The transcript is spliced from 23 exons. The record is from RefSeq and is a predicted model, not a curated record.